CAUGUGGGUGCGUAUAUUCCUUUAACCAAUGGCGACGCAGGAACAGGGUCACCUUCCACGCCCCCUGUUCACGCAGACUCAGUCAAAGCCUGCUUGUAGCCAUUCUUCCUCCCUGAGAUCAAAAAACUCUCACCUUAGAAAGCUCUCUGGAGCUCACCGCCCCACAGUAAAGCUGUAUAAACACCGGGUUGAGGGUGCGGACGGAAGCGGAGCGUCGUACGGGGAGUUGCGGAGUGACCUCGCCAUGAGUUACAAACCCAUCGCUCCCGCGCCGUCCGGAUCCAACCACACGCCUCCAGGUUCCAGCGUGCCCUCUCCGUCGUUGCCAUCCUCGUCUAACUUUAGGCCAGCAUUCAGCGACUUCGGCCCCCCAUCUAUGGGCUUUGUCCAGCCAGUCAAGGUUUCCCAGGGCUCCACCUACAGCGAGCUGCUCUCUGUCAUCGAGGAGAUGAGCCGGGAGAUUCGCCCCACCUACGCAGGAAGCAAGAGUGCCAUGGAGAGACUAAAGAGGGGCAUCAUCCAUGCCCGGGCCCUCGUCAGGGAGUGUCUGGCAGAGACCGAGCGGAGCGCACGCACAUAACGCUGUUCACAUUCCCCUACCCUCCCUGAUCGAUGCCUUCGCUAAGGUCUCGUCUCAUCUCCACCUUUUAGUCUCCCAUUCUGAGCUCCUAUCAUUUGCAUUUUAUAAUCUGCAUUCCUCCGCACCAUGUCUGUCUUCACCGGGUUCGUUCAAUGUUUGAAGGUUCAACAGAUUGGAGAUGGAUGUUGUGGCCAGACUGUAGGGAUGGGUUGGGGUGGGGGGGCUUUUUAACUUGUUUUGGAACAGGGUUUGGACCUGGUGUUCGGAACUUGUUUUGGAACAGGGUUCGGACCUUUGGACCUAGAAAGGUUGGGGUUUAAUUAAAAAUGAGGCCCAACGCUUGGCUUGAAUCUCUGUGAACAACAAUCUCCAACCAAGGGCUGAAUUUUCUAUCCUGUUUUUUCUGUGCAGAAAUAAUGUGCACCUCCUUGAAAAACCCUAAUGACCUUUGACCCGUUUUUGUUCUGUUGAAUGCAUUUUGUAAGAGCAACAUUGUUGGGAGUUCUCACACCCCAAACUCCCUCUUUCCAUCUUUCCGUUUGUCAGUUUGUUAUGGCAAUUUUGUAAAUGAGAUUUUUGCAGAUCCGUAUGUAUAUCUAAAUUAAAUAAAAACAAAAUCUGAUUUGAA
Gadus morhua (Atlantic cod) is the source of this 1208-nucleotide messenger RNA. It is a transcript of the gene cdk2ap2, whose product is annotated as cyclin dependent kinase 2 associated protein 2. The coding region runs from base 29 to 580 and encodes 183 amino acids. The record is from RefSeq and is a predicted model, not a curated record. The transcript is spliced from 5 exons. Lineage: Eukaryota; Metazoa; Chordata; Actinopteri; Gadiformes; Gadidae. Gene Ontology annotation, cellular component: nucleus; cytoplasm; microtubule. Gene Ontology annotation, biological process: regulation of microtubule cytoskeleton organization; negative regulation of G1/S transition of mitotic cell cycle.